AUAUUUUCUCUUUGCGGAACAGUUUUGCGAUCCUAUGAAUUCAUAUGAGGAGGAACAAUUUUUGUGGAGCAUUUUUAAUAUAUUCAUCUGUUGGCUUGUUUUUCCUUAUUCUGUAGAGUAGCAAACUGCAUUUUCUUGUUGAGAGGCUAAACUAAAUUGAUUUAAAACGCAAGAUGUACUGUAAUCUAUGGUAAUUUUGUCCUGUAAUACACCCAACAGAUAUGACUGUUUCCUCGCUCCCCAUUCUUCGCAUCUGCUCUUUUGUCUUAGAUUUUUUUUUGUAGUUUUUAUUUCACCACGCUGUGUGUCUGUUCAUGCUUUUGCUGCUGUUAUGUGUCGCUUAGUAAGGAGCAAUUUCACAAAGUCGCCACACGAGUAGCCAGCCGAAGCUUGUUACUAGCUCGUGGGCGCUACUCGACACAGUAGUUGGAAGAAACGCGCGAACAUCCACGGUCAAGCGAAACUUUUUGGGACCGCGGUUGAUGAUUGGUCUCGCUAUUAUUCAAUGUGAUUUGAUAAUGCGAAAGAUACUAAUUUUGCCUUUUUAACUGCAGUGAAAACCCGUUUAUUUUGAGACUUGAUAAUAUACAUACAGCGCCUUCAUGGGCUGUAAAGAGAAGGAGAACAUGAAAAGAGAAUAAGUUAAAAAAUGGGGAAAAACAACAUGUUGGGGUUUUUUUAAGCCCAAGUGCCUGUUAUGGGUUGAUUGGAUGUACCGGUAAUUACAUUUAGGAAUGAUAAAUGUUACUUGAAUAUCAGUAUAGUUAAUAAAGAUAAAAAAUGUCAACUUGUCCCUGGGAAUUCCAUUAUUUCCUAUGGGAAAGUUUGUUGUGAAACCCGAGUCAGAGGUUACAAUGUACAGGGAAAAUGAGUCCCAUCCAUUUUUUUCAUUGACAAAGUAGAAUGGACUUGGAUCAUUGCCUUAUCUGACAUCUGGAUUUAAGAAGCGCUACCUCUAACCUUUAUCCUCCUUUCUUGCCCUGCUCCUGUUAGAUGGGUGAAAACAACAUGGUAGGGUGAAAAAAAAGUACCUUUACAACACAUGCGACUGAAAUGUUAAUUUUCCAAAUUGGUUAAAAUCUGAAGUUUCGUUUUCGGGCGUUUAGUGUGUUUUUACGUUUUUAUACACAGUCUGUGAAUGUUUGUAGAAAACAAAUAUGAGAAAAGUGUGAAAUCACUCAGGGAGCUGUAAACUGUCACUGUAACCACUUUUUCGAUAAAUGUUCAUGACGAUAGUUAUUCAGCUUUUCUGAGACAGUUCAAAGGCCUGCUGUGGGAAUGAGCCCAUGGGACUCGUGGGACGUGGCUGUGGGCCUGUCUGGACACAUCAAACCCCCUCCCUCCCCUCCUAUCUGGAGUUGUUUGAGGAGCGAUCCCUCUGCAUCUGACCAGCUGUCCGCAUGUGUCCAGAAGAAGAAAGCUUCUGUUCUUUUGUUCUCCUGGAGUGAAAGCCAAACACACUGACUGACAUGUUUGUCUAACACUUCCCUUGUCCAUUUCCAGAGGAUACAAGGAAUGAGGAAGAUCUGGAGAUGAAGAGGGAACAUUGAUUCAUGAGGAGGACAAGAGCACGAGGUGAACAAUGAAGAAUUUGGCAAAAAUACAAGGGAGGACGGAACAACUGAAGCGACACAAGGUUGAAAAAAUUUCAGAAAGCAGCAAACAGAUACUGUUGACUGACAGUAAUCAACAUACUAAGAUGGAAUUCAAGUGGGCCAGGAGGUUCAGCGUGGCUGCAGGAUGGAAAGCAGAGUCAUACUCCGUGGCGACCGUCGACAGUACCAUUAACCUGGCGCUGGGCUCGGCGCCCCACCGGGCCUCAGGCAGCUCCAGCCCGGGCUCUGGAAGAUCACGGCACCCCGUCAGCGCCUUGAAGAAGUGGCUCACCAGCCCAGUCCGGAAGCUAAGCUCCGACGCCGGGGGAGGGACGGCGCGGGUCGACAAGCAGAUGUGCAGGUCGGACAAGAGACAGCAGCCGUCACUCCUUUCCAACGGCGGAGCUCAGCCGAGGCCUUUGGACCUGUAUGAUAGCGACUUCAUGAUCAUCCCCUCGACAGAUGCGGCGUGGAAUGAUAGGCUGUUGAGUCGCGAAGCUUCAUCGUCUUCUCUCCAGCCUUCCCGUGAGGGUGAUUUAUUGGACCUCCUGCCUGACGGAGAAACACAAAGUCUUAGCCAUACAUCCAGUGUCAACACUCUCCAAGAUGAGGACAACAGCUGCAAUGUGACCGAAGAUGCUGGCAGCCAGUUGUUGGUGGCUGUGGACAGCGAGGAAGAAAGAAACAUUGCCUUUGAGAAGAGCUUGUAUGUGCUGACAGAGUUGAUAGAGACUGAAAGGUUGUAUGUGGAAGACCUUGGACUCGUUGUGGAGGGCUAUAUGGCAGCCAUGACCAAUCAGGGCGUUCCAGAAGACCUUAAAGGGAAAGACAGGAUUGUUUUCGGAAACAUCCAUCAGAUCUACGACUGGCAUAAAAGUUACUUCCUGGGUGAGCUGGAGAAAUGUGUGGCUGAACCGGACACUUUAGCCCAGCUGUUCAUCAAGCAUGAGCGUCGUCUUCACAUGUAUGUGGUCUACUGCCAGAACAAGCCCAAAUCGGAGCACGUUGUCUCCGAGUACAUCGAGACCUUCUUUGAGGAUCUCAGACAGCAGUUGGGUCACAGGCUGCAGCUCAAUGAUCUGCUGAUCAAACCCGUCCAACGGAUCAUGAAGUAUCAGCUUCUGCUCAAGGACUUCCUAAAGUAUUACAGCAAAGCAGGGCGUGAUAUUGAGCAACUCCAGAGGGCGGUGGAGGUCACAUGUUUUGUGCCGAAACGAUGCAACGACAUGAUGAACGUGGGCAGGCUGCAAGGCUUUGUGGGGAAAAUCACAGCUCAGGGGAAGCUCCUCCAGCAGGAUACCUUCUCUGUGAGCGAGCAGGAAGGCUGCAUGUUGUCCAGACCCAAGGAGAGGAGGGUCUUCCUGUUUGAGCAGCUGGUCAUCUUCAGUGAGCCAAUUGAUAAGAAAAAGGGAUUUUCUUUACCUGGCUACAAUUUUAAAAAUAGCAUCAAGGUCAGCUGCUUGGGCGUGGAGCAGAAUUCCAGUGAGGGCCCGUGCUCUCUUGUCCUGACGUCACGCGGGACAAACGGCAGCGUGACUCGCUUCGUCAUGCAGGCAUCCUCUUCGGAAAUACAACAAGCUUGGCUCGGUGACGUUGUGCAGAUUUUAGAGACUCAAAGGAACUUCCUCAAUGCCCUGCAGUCUCCUAUUGAGUACCAACGAAGGGAGAGCAAAUCAAACAGCCUCGGCAGGAACAUGAAGUCUCCAAGUGGCCUGCAGCCUUAUUUGUCAGCAUCGAUGGGCCGCCAGCAGCAGCUGGGCCUGCUGUCUUAUAACACCUCCCUUCCGUCGCUGCAUCCGCCCCACCACAGCCCGGCUGCAAAAGCAGCCUCGAACCCUUGUGCCAUGACACGUCAAGCAGCCCACCUUCAGCUCUCAUCACAGCCACAGCUCACUUUAUGUCCUGAAAUGACAGGAAACCACCACAGCUUGCAGGUCGUGACUGCCGCUUUCCAGGCAGCCAUUCUUCAUGACAGUGAAACUUAAGCGCAUCAGCCAAAAACAGCAGCAUAUGAAUAGAACCGGAUGAGGAGCAUGUCGAAAGCCCGUCUUACCUUUUGAAUGCCAUUCAAAGACAUUUGGAUUUCCUGCAUGCACAUGGCAGCAUGUUUAGAUGAGAACUAUUAUUAAAGCACAUACUUUAGAGA
Molecule: messenger RNA, 3741 nt
Organism: Hippocampus zosterae (dwarf seahorse)
Lineage: Eukaryota; Metazoa; Chordata; Actinopteri; Syngnathiformes; Syngnathidae
Gene: arhgef25b
Product: Rho guanine nucleotide exchange factor (GEF) 25b
Exons: 17
Coding region: 1583-3580 (665 amino acids)
Biological process (GO): axon guidance
Cellular component (GO): plasma membrane; cytoplasm
Molecular function (GO): guanyl-nucleotide exchange factor activity
Source: RefSeq, a predicted model, not a curated record